Molecule: messenger RNA, 744 nt
Organism: Postia placenta MAD-698-R-SB12
Lineage: Eukaryota; Fungi; Basidiomycota; Agaricomycetes; Polyporales; Adustoporiaceae
Exons: 3
Coding region: 1-744 (247 amino acids)
Biological process (GO): mitochondrial translation
Cellular component (GO): mitochondrial large ribosomal subunit; mitochondrial ribosome
Molecular function (GO): structural constituent of ribosome
Source: RefSeq, a predicted model, not a curated record
AUGCUGGCCUCACUAAAACCUCUUGCUCUCCGGGCUGCGCGUUCUGUGCCUGUCCAGAUUCGUGCUCUGGCAACCCACGCUACACCCCUACCAUCCGUACCCGCAAGCUCGCAGCUUGGACAGGUUUCUGCCCUUCUGGCAGAGAAGAAUGAGAAUGGACCAUUGCGUCAACAUUUGAACAUACAGAUUAAUCCAAACCAUGGGCUGUAUGGGUUCUUUCGGAGGAAGGAGGACAAGGGCGCAGUCUCAUACGAGACGCUUGAGACCGCAGAUGUGACAAAAGACCAGAGUGGCCGUUCCUGGAAUGCUGCAGAACUCCGCCGCAAAAGCUUCAAGGACCUGCAUACUCUCUGGUAUGUUCUCCUGCGGGAACGAAAUCUACUCGCCACGCAGAUCGAGGAAGCGCGACGGCUUGGUGUCCACCCAAAUUUCUUGUCUGUGCAUGGCAGAAUGUUGAAGUGUCGCAAGAGCAUGGCUCGGAUAAAGUAUGUCAUUAAUGAGCGGCGACUUGCGUACGAGAGGGCCAUGAAGGCAUACGAAGAACAACGUGACGCAGAUAUGGCCGAGGAGCAGGCACAGAUCGAAGCCGGAAAGCAGGAGCUAGCGGCUCAACAGCAAGCGGAAGCGAAGGCGAGGGAGGCACAGCUCAGGAAGGACGCGGGAGAAGCGCAGACCGCUGCACGACUGGCCGGUGCAGGUCUGUUCGAGACCGUGCAGCAGGGCGAGGGGCAGGCGAAGAGCUAA